AGGAGCAUUGUAUACAAAUAAAAUAUUCUAUUUAUUGACGACAUUUAAAACACACUAUCAAUAUCUAAGAUUCGAAUGAUAUUUACAUUUAUUUCUCUAGCAAUAAAGUUCGAAUGUGCCUAUCAAAACUGGCCAUGGUGCUGUCAUUAAAAUUUGAAUAUUUUGCAUAAAGAAGCGCUGUUAUUCAUAUUCUUGGAUGGAAGUCUUCACUAAUAAGAGUUCUAAGUAUUGUUGAAUGACUGUUUGGAAAUCCUCGUGAAGUUGUAAAAAAUUGGUAUGUUAUUCAACAUCGGAAGGUACUUCAUAUUUUCCCAAAGGAUCACUCACCUAAGAACAUAUUUUCAAAUAAAAUGAGACAUAUAAUUUGCUUGCUGGAUAUAAAUCCUGACUGUUUAGUGAAAAUAUUUUCAUUCUGCAGCGAAAAGGAUCUACAAAACCUUUGUAAAGUACAUUGGAUGCUGAGGCAAGUGAUUGAAAAUAACAUCUUUAGCAUCAAAACGCUAGACUUACUUAUGUGUGGUCGUCGCAAUAACCCGAUCAUAAUGCAACGCACCCAGUAUGCACUAUCUUUUGGCAAACGUAUGGAAAUUUCUAAGAAUUGGUUAAAUGGCUGCUAUCGUGAGCAACAAUACUUUCACCGUACUAAAAUGUUUCCAACCAAACUCUUUCUUGAUAAAGAAUGGCUGUACUUGUCCUACGCUUGUUAUAUUAGCCAACAUAAGCGUUUAAAGAAUGAAGCAGUUCAAAGGAAGUAUUUUCAUGAGAUUUCGUCAAAAAACAACAACGACAUAUCAGAUUUUACCAAGAAACAUGAGUCCAUAUUUGCUGGCAGAGUAUCAGGAGGCUGUUUUAUAUACGAAGAUGAGUGCAUGACGGAACAACAGCUGCAUUGUCCCAAAGAAUACUUGUGGUGUGUUGACUUUGAAAGAAAUUUAUAUGUUACAAGUACUGAUCACUGUUCUAAAAUAUGGAGAAGAUCAGAGGAAAUGGGAUUGCUACAUCUGGAUUUAGUAUCAAACUUGAACGGCUCAUACAAAGCUCUGCAGUUCAGUAAUGAUGGGUUUCGUCUUUACGGUGGUCUUUACGAUUCAAUUAUAGAUCGCCGUGCACUGCAUGAAAUUGAUGUGGAAAGUGGGGCCGAAUCCAUCUUGAACUCCAAUACAAUUUCAAUUUAUGAUCUUAAAAUUAAAGAUGAAAAUGUGCUGUUUACCGCUAACUUCGACACUACCUUUCGAAUGUACGAUCGACGUUCGAACAAAGACGAGCAUAUAUGGGAAGAUCCGUUCGAUUCGUCGUUUUACUGUCUGGAAUACGAUGGCUUAUACGCAGUGUUAUGCGGGACUAAACAUCAUAGUCGAGUAAACCUAUAUGACAUACGUGUUCCAUCAAAACACAUGCAGUUAUAUUUCCCACAAUCCCGAGACAAACGCCGAAGAGAGUUUAGAUCAUCUCCUGUAUAUAGUAUAGCUUGUGAUAGUCGAUAUUUAUUUGUGGCCACAGAUCGCAGUGUGCAUGUAAUGGACUUUAAGGUGAACUGUGGCACAUGUAGAGACUACAGCAAUAUUAAUGUCUUUCGGCAAUAAUAAAUCAAAAAUAAAGUAUACUGGCACCGUUCAA
Musca domestica (house fly) is the source of this 1617-nucleotide messenger RNA. RefSeq names its product F-box/WD repeat-containing protein 4. The transcript is spliced from 4 exons. Gene Ontology annotation, cellular component: SCF ubiquitin ligase complex. Gene Ontology annotation, molecular function: protein binding. Gene Ontology annotation, biological process: SCF-dependent proteasomal ubiquitin-dependent protein catabolic process. The record is from RefSeq and is a predicted model, not a curated record. Bases 351 to 1583 code for a protein of 410 amino acids. Lineage: Eukaryota; Metazoa; Arthropoda; Insecta; Diptera; Muscidae.